CUCUGGCCCUCCAAGAUAUCCAAUCGGCAUGGGGGCAGAAUUUCAACGGCUGGGGUGACUCCAGUCCCGACUGCAGCACAACCGACUUUAUUGUCUGCGACGAAAACGGGAUGAUCACGGAGAUGAACAUCUAUGGUGUCACACUAGGAGCGGCCAUUCCCAGUUCCAUCACCAAGCUCCAGACCCUCACAAAGCUGUCCCUUACUCAGACCGAGCUCACCGGUUCACUGCCCACGGCACUUGCAUCAAUCAUGACCCUCGCUAGUCUGGACCUGUCCCGCAAUCAGUUUUCAGGGCCCAUCCCUCCAGCACUUGGCAGCUUGACAGGUCUUCUCACACUAUCUCUAGAUUACAACCAGCUCACUGAGCCUAUUCCUACAGCAAUAGGCCUUCUGACAAAUCUGGAAACACUAAGUCUUGGUACCAAUCAGCUGAGCGGACCACUCCCUGCAGCAAUUAGCUCUCUCAAGAACCUGAAAAAUCUGUAUUUGUGGGGUAAUCAGCUUACUGACACUAUUCCCUCUACACUGAGCGCCCUUACAAGCCUUGAAUUUCUGCAAUUAGGUGGCAAUAGUUUCACAGGCUCGAUACCUGGAGAACUUGGAAGCCUUGUCAAGAUGACAUGGCUAGGUCUCGGUGACAAUCAACUCAAUGGUUCACUACCAACCACCUUCAGCAGUCUUACAAGUUUAAUGUUCCUCCAUUUAUACAACACCCAGAUCACAGGCUCUAUUCCCACUGAAGUCGGCUCUAUUCAGAGCCUGGUAGUCCUUUAUAUCCAGAAUAACAAGCUCACUGGUACAAUCCCUGCAGCACUGAGCUCUCUUACGAACAUGAUGGGCCUCGAACUUGGCGACAAUCAGCUGACUGGACCCAUCCCCAAUGAGCUAUUUUCACUUCCAAAUAUGCUUUUAAUGAGCCUUGAUGGCAAUCAGCUCAAUGGAUCAAUCCCAGAUCCGGCCACUUCUUUUACAAACUUGUGGGGCCUGGGUCUUAAACGCAACCAGCUUGCAGGCUCAAUCCCCGCAUCCUUUAGCAUUCUUACAAACCUUGCAAGCAUUGACUUGUCUUCCAACCAGCUCUCAGGCAGCAUACUUGCCGGUUUCAGUGCAAUCAAGCAGCUGCGGUUUCUGAGACUUCAUAACAAUAGCCUCACAGGCUCAAUGCCUAGUGAACUCGGCCUUCUCACAGACAUGAGACACCUUGAACUUUCAUUCAACCAGUUGUCAGGCAGCAUCCCUGACAGCUUCAGUCGCUUUUCCAUGCUACAAUCCUUAAUUCUCAACAACAAUAUGAUCAGUGGUUCAAUACCUGCGACCAUCAGCACCUUAACAAGACUGCUUGCAUUGCGUCUCUAUAAUAACAGGCUCUCUGGCUCAAUCCCUUCUGCAUUCGGCUCUCUUAAAAACAUUUCCAUCGUGAACUUUUCCAAUAAUCAGCUCAAUGGCUCACUCCUUGAAGCAAUCGGGUCCUUCACUGGCAUAAAAGAGCUAGAUCUUUCGUCCAACCAAUUCUCAGGCACCAUACCUGCUAGUUUCAGUGAUUUGACCAUUCUAGAAAACUUGCGUCUAGACAACAAUCGGUUCACUGACUCUAUCCCUGCUGGCUUUUCAUCCCUGAUAGUCUUGACGACACUGUCUCUGAAGAAGAAUGCCCUCAAUGGUACAAUUCCUGCAAGUAUCGCCUUGUUCACCUUCUUAGAAAAUCUAUAUCUUGGUGGGAACCAGUUCACUGGCUCGAUUGCAGAUGCAUUUACUGCUCUCACAAACCUCAGAGAGCUUGACCUCUCAUCCAACCAGCUCUCAGGCAUCAUCCCCACUAGGUUCACUGCUCUCACGGAACUGCGAAUCUUAAAUUUGGCUGUCAAUCAACUCACAGGCUCAAUCCCUGCUGAAAUUUUCUCACUUCCACGACUGGAAGAUCUGAGUCUCCAUUACAACCAGCUCAUCGGCUCUAUCCCUAAUGUUAUAGCAGCAACGACUUUGACGUUCCUGUCUCUAGGUUACAAUAAGCUCACUGGCUCAAUUCCUACUGCUGUUGGAACCCUUACAAGAUUGUCAACCCUUGAUCUUUCUUCCAACGAGCUACCAGGCGCCAUUCCAUCUAGCUUUUCAGCACUCACUCAACUGCAACACUUGAACCUCAACUACAUUCAAAUCACUGGGGCUAUCCCUACCGGCAUAUUUUCACUGACACCUUUGAAAGAGCUGUCUCUAAGGGGCAAUCAGCUGAAUGACUCGAUCCUCUCAGCAAUCAGCUCCCUUACAAACCUGGAAAUUCUAGACCUUUCUCGCAACCAGUUCUCUGGGCCCAUCCCUACAUCCCUUGCCAAUUUGAGGCAGCUGUUGAGACU
Closterium sp. NIES-65 is the source of this 2353-nucleotide messenger RNA. NCBI's taxonomy places the organism in Eukaryota, Viridiplantae, Streptophyta, Zygnematophyceae, Desmidiales, Closteriaceae. The record is from the annotation of a GenBank genome assembly.